Molecule: messenger RNA, 6436 nt
Organism: Scophthalmus maximus (turbot)
Lineage: Eukaryota; Metazoa; Chordata; Actinopteri; Pleuronectiformes; Scophthalmidae
Gene: myom1b
Product: myomesin 1b
Exons: 39
Coding region: 210-5132 (1640 amino acids)
Molecular function (GO): protein binding
Source: RefSeq, a predicted model, not a curated record
GGACACUCUGGCAAGGACCAACAUUAUUUUUGUUGUGUAGACCGCAGCCCUGUACACACCUACCAGUAGGUCUGCUGGGAUAUCAAGCUUGAAGUGUGGAGUUGGACCAUAUUUUCCUUUAAAGCUUUGAGUGUGUGGGGUUUUGUUUGGGACAGAGAAACAAACAGGCAGAAAGAAACUCAGGACUAGUACCAAGAGUGGCCUGCAGCAUGUCUGGAUCGAUACCGUUCUACCAGAAGCACCAUCGCCACUACGACCGUGGCUACCGUAGCAAGGAGACGGAGUCUAAAAUGAGCCAGUACCAGUCCAGCAGCAGAUACAGUGCGGGCAGCAGCACCUCUGCCACCAGCUGGAGCAGAGGACUUAAAGUGUCUCCAUACUCUGGGCUGGAAGAGAGCAGACUGAGCCCCUUACCCAAGAGAGCCAAGCCAACUUACUUGGCUGUGGAUAAAGAGAACCAAAUCAUCGGCUAUGUAGUGCCUAUCUUCAGGGGAAGUCAAGAGUUUGCUACAGGAUUUUCUGACACAGAGGGAGCAAGGGUGAGGAACAUGGCUCGCAGGGAUUUGUUCACCAGUGGCCUGGAGAUGGAGAGGUCAGAGCAGAUUUCCAGGAAGGAGGCCAUGCGCGAGUCAGCUGACCGCAUCUCUCUGAACAAAAGGAUCCAUGAACACGAGGAGCACUUCAAGCGUAUGAACGAAGACAGCCUGAUGCACGCCCCGGAGUUUGUGAUUAAACCUCGCUCCCACACAGUGUGGGAGAAGCAGUGUGUGCGACUGCAUUGCACUGUCAGUGGCUGGCCCGACCCACGGGUCGUCUGGUACAAAAACAAUGUGGCAAUUGAACCCCUUGCCAACCCUGGCAAGUAUAAACUUGAGAGCAGAUACAGCGUGCAUUCACUGGAGAUUAACAGAUGUGAUUUUGACGACACAGCGCAGUAUCGGGUCUCUGCCAUGAACUCAAAGGGAGAGCUCUCUGCAUUUGCCUCCGUCGUUGUUAAGAGGUUCAAAGGGGAAAUUGAUGAGUCCCUGCCAGCGCCCAGACAUGGCCCAGUGUCCGAGUAUGGCAUCACCUUCCAGACUCACAUUGUUGAUAAGUUUGGUGUGUCAUUUGGAAGAGAGGGGGAGACCAUGAGUCUGGGGUGCACAGUAGUCAUCUACCCUGCCCUGCACCGUUAUCAGCCAGAGGUGCAGUGGUACAAAGACGAUGUUCUGCUGUGUCCAUCUAAAUGGUACCAAAUGCACUGGAGUGGAGACAGAGCCACACUGACGCUCACACACAUGAACAAGGAGGAUGAGGGUCUCUACACCCUGCGUGUCACCACCAAGUCUGGAUAUGAAACCUACUCAUCCUAUGUCUUUGUCAGAGAUGCUGAUGCUGAGGUGGAAGGAGCUCCAGGUGCACCUCUGGAUGUUCGCUGUCUGGAUGCCAACAAGGACUACAUUAUUGUCACUUGGAAGCAGCCAGCUGUCGAUGGUGGCAACUCCAUCCUGGGCUACUUUGUGGACAGGUGUGAGGUUGGAACUACCCACUGGAUCCAGUGCAAUGACACCCCAGUCAAGUUCGCCCGGUUCCCUGUGACCGGUUUGGUGGAGGGCCGUUCUUAUGUCUUCCGCGUGCGUGCUGUCAACAAGAGUGGCAUGAGUCACCCGUCCAGAGUAUCUGACCCAGUGGCUGCCAUGGACCCAGCUGACCGUGCCCGCAUGAGAGGUACUUCCGCCCCCUGGACCGGCCAAAUCAUUGUCACUGAGGAGGAGCCUGCAGAGGGCAUUGUUCCGGGGAGACCUCUUGAACCACAAGUGACAGAGGCCACCAAGAACUAUGUGGUGCUGAGCUGGAAGCCACCUGGGGAGAAAGGCCUGGAGGGUGUCAUGUACUAUGUGGAAAAGUGUGUCUCUGGCACAGACAGCUGGCAGAGGGUGAACACAGAGAUCCCAGUCAAGUCUCCACGCUUUGCAUUGUUCGAUCUUGCCGAAGGGAAGUCCUACAGCUUCCGCGUCCGUUGCUGCAACUCUGCCGGUGUUGGUGAACCUUCUGACCCGACUGAGGCCACCACAGUUGGCGACAAGCUUGAUAUCCCAUCUGCCCCUGGCAAAGUUGUUCCCACUAGAAACACAGACACAUCAGUUGUUGUGUCAUGGGAAGCAUCGCAUGAUGCCAAAGAGUUGAUUGGAUACUACAUUGAGGGGAGUAUUGUGGGCAGCAAUGUGUGGGAGCCAUGCAACAACAAGCCUGUACAUGCAACCAGGUUCAUCUGCCAUGGUCUGGUGACAGGAGAGACGUAUGUAUUCAGGGUGAGGGCAGUGAACGCAGCAGGCCUCAGCCAGUUCUCCCAGGAGUCUGAGCCUGUGGAAGUGAAGGCUGCUAUUGGGGGCGGCAUCCCUCAUGGUGUGUUGCCGGAGAUGGGGCCGGGGGGUAACGCGGGCCAACUAACCGAGCACAGGCCACGCUGGACGGACACGCAUGAAACUGUCCAGUCCCUCCCUGACACUAAGCAAAAGUGCAAUAAAAAAACUCAGGCUGAUACUGAAGCCAGGGAGGGGACCAGGGCUGCUGGCUCAAGCCUCACGGAGCCCAACCCCACAGGGAGCAAAAACAAGGGGGGCAAGAGGGGCAGUGUGUCCUGGGCCCCUGACCUAUUAACAGACCUGGCCAUAGAGUCUGUGUCAGGCUCAGUUUCUAACUCACCCAUUGACAUAGUCACAGCUGCACACUUAGACCCAGUCACUGCUGAGGUUCAGGAGCCGGCUGUAGAGCCAGCCAACGGGCCUGGGGCCGGGCAGGAACGUAAGUUCUCUUUAGACGCCUCUGCUAAUCGGGAGACAGCGAGGCCAAGGAGUAAGUCGACAGCCUCCCCUACUCCACCCUAUGGCAUCACCGUCCUGGAGUGUGUGCGAGACUCCAUGGUGUUGGCCUGGAAACAGCCAACCUUCAUCGGUGGUGCUGACAUCACCGGCUACUUUGUGGAUUACCGUGAGGUCAUCGAUGGCGUGCCAGGCAAGUGGCACGAGGCCAACAUCAGGGCUGUCAGUGAGAGGGCCUACAGAGUGUCCGACUUGAUGGAAAACAGGAAGUACCAGUUUCAGGUGCGAGCAGCCAACAUGGCAGGUGUUGGUAUCCCGUCACUGCCCAGUGAUACCUUUCUAUGUGAGGAGUGGACAAUCGCUGUACCAGGACCUCCUCAUGACCUGCAGGUGCGAGAGGUGCGAAAUGACUCACUGGUGUUGAUAUGGAAACCACCUGUAUACCAGGGCCGAGAUCUGGUCAACGGGUUCUACAUUGACUUCAAGGAAGCGGAUGCCCCAGAGGAGGCAUGGAGAGGGGUCAACAACAAGGCUGAGGAGAAGGCAUACUUAAAGAUAAAGAAUCUGAAGGAAGGAGAGGCAUAUGUGUUCCGUGUUCGUGCUCAGAACAAAGCCGGUGUCGGGAAAACCUCUGAUGUGACUGAGCCGGUCCCAGCUGUGACCAAACCAGGCACCAAGGAGAUAGUUGUGGAUGUGGAUGAUGACGGAAUGAUCUCCCUGAACUUUGAAUGCUGUGACCUGACCCCUGACUCCAAAUUUGUGUGGUCCAAGAAUUACGAGGAAAUUACAGCUGACUCCCGCUUGGCCGUAGAGACCAAGGGAAACAAAUCCAGAGCUGUUUUCAAUGCACCUGGAGAAGAGGACAUUGGCAUUUACUCCUGUCUAGUCACCCACACUGAUGGUGCUUCAUCUAGCUUCAAUCUCUCUGAGGAAGAGUUGAAGAGGCUGCUGGAGGUCAGUCACAACCACAAAUUCCCCAUUAUUCCCCUGAAGUCAGAGUUGGCUGUGGAGCUGCUGGAGAAAGGCAGAGUUCGCUUUUGGCUGCAGGCAGAGAAGAUUUCAGCUGAUGGCAAAGUCGAUUACGUGUUCAAUGAUAAUGUUAUCUCUCAGGGGGAGAAAUAUAAGAUGAACUUUGACAAGAACAGCGGUGUGAUUGAGAUGAUCAUGGAGUCUCUGACCCCGGCAGAUGAAGGCACCUUCACCUUCCAGUUGAAAGACGGGAAGGCAACCAACCAGUCCAGCUUGGUACUGAUAGGAGACGUGUUCAAGGAGCUGCAGAAGGAAUCAGAGUUCCAGAGGAAAGAAUGGUUCAGAAAGCAAGGUCCACACUUUAUCGAGUAUUUGAGUUAUGAGGUGACACCGGAGUGCUGUGUUGUGCUGAAAUGCAAGGUGGGCAACAUGAAGAAGGAGACCUCUGCGCUGUGGUACAAAGACGGACGUGAGAUCAAAGCAGACGAGCAUCUGGGCUUCACAGAGGGAGUCCUGAAACUGGAAAUAGCUCAGCGUGACUGUCCUGCAGACACUGCAGACGCCGACCUUAUCUGGAGAAGACUAAAAAUUUCCAAGAAGGAUUCUGGUGUGUAUGAGGUUGUUCUGAAGGAUGACAGAGGAAAGGACACAUCCACGUUGAACUUGACAGAUCAAGGUUUCAAGGAAUUGAUGAAUGAAGUUUUCAGUUUUAUCGCCAAUUCCUCCACUCCACUGAAGAUCACAAGCACAGAUGAGGGCAUCCGACUCUACACCUUUGUCAACUUCUAUAACGAUUUACUCCAAGUGACAUGGCACUACAAGGAUUCUGCCAUCGCCUUCUCUGACCGUAUAAAGAGUUGUGUGGUGGGAGAGCAGCUGUGGCUGCAGAUCACAGAGCCCACAGAGAAAGACAUGGGCAAAUAUGCCAUCGAGUUCAACGACGGAAAGGGCGGCCUGAGGAGAACUGUUGAGCUGUCUGGUCAAGCAUUUGACGAUGCUUUUGCAGAAUUCAAGAGACUCAAGGCUGCUGCUAUUGCAGAGAGAGGUCGUGCUCGAGUAGCAGGAGGCUUACCUGAUGUGGUCACUAUCCAGGAGGGCAAGGCCCUCAAUCUCACCUGCAACAUUUCGGGUGACCCUGUGCCAGAGGUCACCUGGCUAAAGAAUGACAGGGAGAUCACAUCUGAUGAUCACUGCAUCCUGAAGUUUGAGUCCGGCAAAUUCGCCAGCUUCACCAUCACUGCCGUGAACACGUCGGACACUGGCAAAUACAGCAUCCUAGUGAAGAACAAGUAUGGCACAGAGAGUGGGGACUUCACCGUAAGUGUCUUCAUCCCUGAAGAGGCGGGCGGCAAGAAAAAAUAGAAGCGGUCCAAAUCUUGUCGUAAAUAUGUAUAAAAGAAAAACACUGGAAAAAGUUGAAAGACAGAAAGACGGCUUAAGGGUGUUUUUAGGUGUUUGUGUAGAAUAUUAAAUUGACCCUAGAUGUGCUAAAACACGAAAAAGUCUAACAGUUCAGAGAGAAAUCCAGAGAUUUGGUGCAAUAAUAAGUCUGACUGUCUGUCUUACUGAUGAGUGACAUUCGAACCAAUGAAACUGGUGCAAUUUUAGUUUUUGUUUAUGUAAAGUUGUGGCCUGCAGAGAUGUUGUCAUAUGUUUACUUUAGAAGAAUAAAUGAAACAUUAGUUGACAAAGAAAGCUAACGCUUAUAGUUUAAGACAUGUUGUAUUGGCAGGAUACAACUAUCAAAAAACAUGCAAUUGUUGUUUUGACAUGUUUUAUCUUAUAAGCCACAAAUGAUGUUGACUUCACUGCUAACCACAGAAAAGCAUAAGCUAUCAGUUUUAGUUUGUUUCACCAAAAUAUCGACAUCUCGCUUGGUGAUUGUUGCAUGAAGAAACCACUUUCAAGUGCUUCUGGAAAAAAUAACUUUUACAAAAAGUUGGAAGACAAGGUGUAUACAAACACCUAUAACAUCUCCACAAAUGACUUGUCGUUUAUCCCUGCACCAUGUAAGGGCUCUACAUUGUCAUGCAGCACUUGUGCAUUUUUCCAAUAUUCAACCUAGAAUUUACUCUCCACAUGUUUGUAAUAAUAUUACAGACAGAGGAAGACAAAAAUAGACUUCAAUUGUGGCAAACUAGUUAAUUAGGCUAAGGUCAGCUCCAUGAGUUCCUAACACUUCUUUUGGUUUUGGUUUUGGAAAGAAAACACUGAGACAAAUUGGAAAACAUCCCCAUUAUAAGCAGUUAAAUACAUGGAUUGGUCAAAACACCCUUGUUGUGCUUUGGAAAAUAAAAUAGUAGAAGUGAACAAAUCUGUUGCAGAUGGAGUAAAACAUGGUGCUUGAAUGAAAUGUGCCAUUUCAUCAGCUUUUACAUUCAGUCCUGUUUUAUCUUUGGUUCCAUUUAAUUCACAAUCACUUUGAGUGUUGUGAUCAUGACAUCACUUAUUGUAUCCCUGUCUGUAGUGAACACUGUAGCCCGCUGUCUACUCAUUAAUAUAAUUCACCACUGUCAUGACAUCCCCUUCACUGUCCAUCAUUAAUAAUUAUCUCCUCUUUGUUCAUGAUGAUGAUACCGCUGAAGACUGAGAUCACAAACAGUGAUUAUUGCUUCACUUGUUCCCCUGUUUCUCGAUAAGACUAAUAAAAAUGAGCAUGUACUUUC